AAGCGCAACGAGUGUAAGCGAGUCGAAGUGUCCAGUUGGCCUCACUGCCGUCACUUGAGCAUUUAUACUCAGCCAGCACACGGCAGCGAUCCAACAACCAAUCAGCAUCGUUCAUUUCCCCGCUGCGCGAAUAGGCGUUGCCGAACACCCCUGCGUUCGCUUCGAUUAAGCGACUUGUAAAUGGGCGCAGUGCGCAAGUAUGGCCCCGGCCACAUAACCAGCUACCACAGCAACAACAAUAACAAUGUGGCAAGGAUUUGAAACAGGUUUGACUGUGCUACUGUGGCAGCAAGUGCUUAGCGGCAAUUCAGUUUAGCGCAGAUAUCGCGUUCACGCGGGUGUCGCAAACAUUCGGAGUAUACAUGUACGAGCUGACGGUGAAAACGAGUUGAGUUGACAAAAACAAAUUGAAAUUAAAGAAACGUUAAGUAAAUACCUAAUAUUAUAGGUACACGUUAGAGGUGGGGUGAACAAAAAAGUUUGUCAUAAAUACGUACACACAUGUACAUGUGCAUGAAGAUGUAUAUAUGUAUGUAUAUACUCUGGCUUAUAUGGAGAAAAAAAAAUACAUAAAAUGAAAUUAAUUAACUGCGCUGCAGUAAGUUCGAUGCAGUGUUUAGUGGCAGCAGCAGUUGUUCAGAAGUAAUUAAAUUCAUGCACGUCGCCAAACUAAACGUCAACCAGCAGACACCUACGGCGACAGUUCGUCGUGAGCGCUUCCAAUUAACAUAGUAUGCGAAUUCUUUGAUUGUGCCAAUAAAAAAAUAAACAAAAAAAUCUAAAGAAAAAAAUAAUAAAACUAAAUGCAAUAUUUUCAGAAAUCGAAGAAAAAUAAAUAAAUUAAUUAAUUAGUGAAAUUUUAAUUAAGUUUUUAUAUGUGUUUAUGUCAAUUACCAAUAUACAAAUACAUAAUUCGUUGUGUAACAAUAAAUUACCAAAAUGUUUGUUCACCAUUUUGACCAUUUUCAAUUUGAAUUUAUGAACGCCGACAAUUAAUUAUUAUUUUGCAAAAUCUAAUUCUUUAAUUACUCUAAAUACUAAUAACGCUAAUCAGAGUGCAAAAAAUAAGUGAAAUAGUGUGUUUUAUAUAUUAUAUUUGUAUUACUACUUUUGUUCGGUGCGAGCGUUUACCGACGCCUUUAGGCGCCUAGUAUGGAAAGCAACGCAUUUGGUAGCAGCCAUUUGCCGUCACAAGCUUUAGUCGUACUUUCGGAGGCUGCUUCCGGUUUGCAUGAGGCUUUAAGGGGCCAACGCCCUUUCCCACCAAGAUUACCAGACGCCAAAGAUCUACACAAUAUGUCACUUGUCGGUAGUUACGGCACACACCUGCUGCACAGCUUCCAUCCGCACCUGUUACAGACGCUCAACCAUGGCAUGUUGGCGGCGAAUGGGGGGCCAGCGAGCUACUUUGCCAGCGACCGCGGACUCGGAAAACCAUCGGUAUUAUCGAAUUUUCAACUGCCGUCGGCGUUUUCACCACCCAAAUAUAUAGGCAUAUCACUGGAUCAGAAUCUCUUCAAUGGCAAUGAUUCAUUUCGCACAGACUCGGCGAGUCCCACAUGCACUUCCCACGAAUCGAUGGAAGGAUCAAACGAUUACGACAACGGUGAAAAGGGUGAAAGUCCGCGCAGCAACAACUCCGAUCCGAGGGAUUUAAGGCAUGUACACAACAGCAAUGGCGGUGGUAGCAGCAGCAGUAGCAGUAGCGGGAGCAUGGUGGGCAUCAAAGCGUCAUCAGCAACUACAACAGCAACUUCCAUGGCGGCCGCCGCUGCUGCCGUAGCCGCCUCAGUGGCGUCAACCACAUCCUCGCCCGCGUCAGUAAGUCAUCUCGGCCAUCACCAUCAUCACACACAUCAUCAUCACCAUCAUCCGAAUGGUGGUCUGUUGGCUGCGGCGAGUUUGGGCGGCAUGGGCGGUCUCGGUAUACCGGUAAGCUGUGCCGGUUUGCGUAGUGUGGCGAGUGGUCUCAGUGGCUUGACCACAGCCGGUGGAGUCGGUGUGGGCAUUGGCAGUGGUGGCAGUUCGAGUGGCAGCAAUAGUAGCGGCGGUCUGGCGAGUGCGCUCAGUCUGCCGCCGGGUCAUGUGCCAGAUAUUUGCCCAAUCUGUGGUAUCAAAAUUUCGGCCGAAGAAUGGAAUUCACACUUUCUGACCGAACUAGACCGACUCUAUAAGUUGAGCUCGGGUAUGGAACGAACGAAUUUACAGGCAUCUUAUAUGUUUGCACCGCCAUGUCCGGCACAGGAGAACGCCAUACGCACCAGCCAUAAUCGGUGGGAGACUUUUCAGCGAAUACGCAAUAAUAGGCAAAAUCGUCUGAGAAUAAAGGGACGAAAACGGAAAUAUGGCAAUGAUUUAUAUUUCAUGGAAAAUCUCUUCUGCAAUUCCUGCCCAAUAUGCAAACGAAAAUAUGCGAUUGAAGCCGGAAAGAUGCCACCUGAGGAAGAUACCAAAAUGCAGGAAGAAAUCGAAACGGUCGACGUUGAGAGUUGUAAUGAUGAUGUUCCGGACUCGGGCUCCGAAUUGACGACGCACUCUCAACUGAGCGUGAAUAGCAUGAGCCACGGGCAUCACAGCAACAUUGUCAACACAACAUUGAGCAGCAAUAUGCAUAGUAGCAAUAGCCAACCAGGAAAGCUAGAUGGCAUCUUAUAUAGAACGGCUUGUGUAAUGAAUAAGGACACGGCAAGUAGUGAGGAUGAUUUGAAUGCAACCAGCACCAGUGGCGGUAAUAUAACGCAAACGUGGAAUCAGACGCAACAUCACUCAGCGCCCACCAUUACAGCGCAACAAGGACAUAUCAGUGUGAAAAAUGUCAGCGAACUGUCAUCGACAACCCAUCACUUCUACAACGCGGACUCGUGUGGCGCCGUUGAUGAGCGCUCCAGCGGUGGCGCUGCGACCGGCGGCAAUUCUAACGGCAAGGGUGUUGCGAUGGAAACAUGCAAUGCCAACGACAGCGAUGAGGACGUCAUUGUCGAUGAUGAUGAUUCUAUUAAAAUGACGAAUAUCUGCAGCGGAAAAAAACGAAAGUUCGAUGAAACGGAAGUUAGUAGCAGGACUUCGGAUAAUCACUCGCCGAUGGUCGAACAGGAGCGACCACGUUCGGAGCCGCAAGUGACCAGCACUGAGCCAAACAUUGACAUUUCUAAUAAUAAUAAUAAUAACAACAACAACAAUUCCAAAUACAGCACCUUCGAGGAGCUGCGCGCUAAACAGCAACAGCAACAACAAGUAGAGGCAGAUAAUGCGCACAGCAUGGGCGGUAUUGGUGGAGGGGGCGGCGGUGUUGGUAACGGUGCUAGCGGUGGAAAUUGUGGCGCUCAUACAAAUUUAAUGGCAACGGCACACACGCAAAUGGACUUAAAGGUGGGAUUUAGUUCGGAUAAUAAACCGGACGAUGAAAACAAAUGUUUCAUUUGUAAGACAGGUAUAAAGGAUUUUGCCACGGAGUCCUUCUUCCGCGGACGGAAUUUAUAUUUUCAUCAGAGUUGUGCCAAUGUGAUGAGCAGCUAUAGGUUGAGUAAAGACUUGCAGCAGCAACAGCAGAAUCUAAUACACCAACAACAACAGCAGCAACAGCAACAACAGGAGGUACGCAAAUCGCCAUCGCCACAACAAUUGGUGAAUCUUUAAGAAUUUAUUCAACAAUCACAACACAUACUCGUACAUAGUAUAAUAUAUAUCGUUAUACAGAACACACACGGAAUUCGCUGGUAUAUUUGAAAAACUAAAUAUUAUUUUAACUAGAAAAUACUACUGGUGGGACGAAUAAUAAGACGCAAAGAUGUUCAUGUUAACAUUGGGGAUGUUCUUAUUUUAAAAUGGAUUUUUAAUUGGUAGUUAUAUUUUGGGGGUUAACUGCGGGGAGGAUGGUUUGUAAAAAAAGUAUACAGGUAGUAUUAAUUUUUAACCGACUUACGAGCGUAAAUUAAAAAACAAAAAUCAUUACUUACUUAUAACAGAUAAUGUUAAAUUUAGACAGAGAAUGUUAUUUAUUGUUUUUAGUUAUGCACACUGAACAACAAUCAAUAUGCUCUAUCCGCAAAAAUGGGCCUCUUGGUUUACUAAUGCAAGGCGUCUCAUUGAUUAUGUGGAAUGAAUGCACCAUGAGCCUUAAAGAACAUAUAGAGGCCGUAGACAGAACAUUAAAAGACCUUAGAAACUCCUUUGCUCUCAUGGGCGGGAUAACUUUUGUAUUUGCCGAAGAUUUCCGACAGACUCUUCCUGUGAUUAACAGAGGUAUCCGAGCAGAUAUCAUCAAGCAUGCUUAAUAUCGUCGCCCUUAUGGACUUCAAUUGAAAAUAUAAAAUUACGGACUAAUAUGAGAGCUUAUCUUCAUGGAAUCACUGAUCGUGAUUUUCCUCAACAACUGCUUACACUUGGGGAAGGAAUUUUUACCACUCCAAAUUUAACAGUAAUUGUAAUAUUUUUCUGGAUGAGUCUCUAGGCCAAAUAGUCCAUAGUUUAAGUAUUGACAUCGAGAAUUUGCAUGAGAAGGAAUUUCAUUGGUUGUGUUCUAGGCAAUAUAAACAAUCUAAUUAUUCAAAAAGUUUCCGAAGAAAUAAAAAAAUACAAAUCGAUAAACAGUCCAUUAUCCCCGAAGACACAUUACAUUAUCCCCAGGAAUUUUUAAAUUCAUUAAACCCUUCUGUAUUGCCACCACAUAAAUUGGAAAUCCAAUUAUGAUUUUGAGGAGUUUAAGUUCUCCAAGCAUGUGCAACGGAACGAGGCUGCUUAUUAAGGCAUUGAAGAACAAUUUAAUAGUAGCAACCAUUAUCACCGGCGCAGCAGCUGGUCAACUAGCUCAUAUAGCGAGAAUUCCGAUGAUCCUAAGUGAUCUUCCAAUCCCAUUUAAACGGUUUCAAGGUGAAAAUAUCUUUCGCUCCAAUUAUAAACAAGUCCCAAGGCCAGACUUUCGAAUAGGUAGGGGUUAACCUACGAAAAUAAUGUUUUACUCAUGGCCAACAGUAUGUUGGUCUAUCGCUGGUCGGAGGUCCUAGAAAUUAAAAAGAGUGUUUACAAAAUUAUUACUUUUGAAAUGAUUGUUUAACACCCGUGUGAAGCCGGGGCGGGCUGCUAGUACCAAAUAAAAGAAGCAUAGGCCAUUAGUUAUUUUUAAACCAUUUAAAAAUAUUAAAAAAAAAUUUUUUUCGUUUUCAUUGUUUUCAGGAUACUAGGUUACUUCUUUUCGUAAAUUUUUAUUUAAACAAUUUACUUAUCGUAAACAACACUUAUUUUGAAGAGAUUGAAUAUUACAAAUGUUCUUUCAGGAAAUUUAGUAUAAAAUAUGCGAACAUCCCUAACAAAUAUAUACACACAAAUUCAAAUAGUAUAUACAAAUACACAGCUGAUCAGAAAUACUUAUAAUUUCGAUAUUACAUUUUUUCUUAGUAUUAAGUAUUAAUUAUGAAUUUCAUAAAUAUUAUCAUUGUAAAAAUUAGUCGCAUUUUAGUUGAAUAAAUAUUAAAUACAAUUUUAUUUCAUACAUAUUUAAUUAUAAUCUAUAUAAUUAGAAAAAGUACGAUUAAUUCAUUGUUUUUCACUAAUACUCUAAUAUUUAAAUAAUUGUGUGCUAUAGUUGUUAAAUAUAUAUCUGUGUACAUCAUUAGGUUAAUGCAGACGACAUACUUAGUUUUUAAGCAGAGAGUGUAUUUAAAGAGAAAGUGUAAUUACAAUUUAAAUUAUUGAAUAGUACUAAAAAAAUGAAAAAAGUAACUAACGCAUUAAAAAUAAAUUAUAAAUUCAAAACAAAAUGUUGUUUGUUUACUCGAAUAUGGAUGGGAAAGGCGAAAUAUGUUCGUUUUAUGUACAUUAAGGUGGGCCAAAAAUUAGUUUAUAUUUUAUUUUUCGUAGUUACCAUGAAAAUCUCAUUCAACAUGACUAAAAACAAGUCCUGGUAAAACCUGAGCUCUUUAUAUUAAUAUUAAGAGGUGCCUCAUCGAUAUUUUCGAUUUCCCAUAUAAAUUACAUGGAAAAAAAAUCAUUUUUUUUUGUGGUGGUUAUUGUGCGGAGAUUUUAAUGUGCACGCGAUGGCGGCCAGUAGGGAUGGUAAACUCGAUUCCGAUACUACUCGAAAAUCGAGUUUUCUCAUAAAAUAAUCGAUUUUUAAAAAUCGAUUUUCAGGAGUCGUAGUGGAUUAAGAAUCGGUUCUUGACAUUCGAAAAAUACAUUGUUUUGUUAUGAAACUUGAGGUUCGAAAUGAUUUUUCUGAUCAUUUUUGAGGGUAAUAAGGGGGUUAACAAAAAUACUUCAAAGUGACGCUAAAAUAUUUGAAGUAGCCCGCAAUGAAAAAUUUGGAAAAAUUGCGAACUAUUUCUCGCAAUCUACGUUCCGGAGAAAACGUGAAUUUUGCAACCAGAAUCAUGUCAACAUUCUUCUUAGAUGCUCACUGUUUAUGGUUCGAUGGCAGAAACGACGUUACGAGGCUGAUUGCACGAACUUGCUCAACUUCCAAUUAAUUCAUGUUAGUGUGUUUAUCACCCUUCUGUAUGGCUUUGCAGUCUGAUUUUGGUCAAAAGUCAUAUUCUUUUAAGAAACGUAUUUUGCUCCAAUGCGAUUAGGCCAUAAAGACCAUUUUACGAUCAGAAAAAUAUGAUCUUAAAAUUUCAUUAAUAUUAUAUAUAUUUUUAAGAUUUACCGAAAUUAGUGGUCGAAUUUCUACCAUUUUUGAAUAAAAUGUGGCAUACAUUGAUAAAACUGUUUGUGCAAAUUUUUGUUCCGAUGUCCUCAUUGGUGCAUAAUGAUUAGUUCCUAAGAUUUUCAAAUUCACCUAAAAAUUUUCACACUGAGACCUAUGCAGCUCUUUCGCUCCACCUCAUGUGUGAAAUGUAAUGCUUCUGGCGUAUUAAUUUAAUGAAUUAUCGUCAUUUUCUACACAACCGUUAUUUGAGGAGUGGGCAUGCUGUACCAAUACAUAUUCUUAUCUUAAAUUGAAACAUAGUUAUAGGACUUUGCGAAAGUAUAAAAAUAGAAUAUGAUAAGACACAAUAGAAAAAAUGGAGAAAAUCGAACAAUAAAAGAAUAUUAUACCAAGUGGUAAAAUCUAAAAUCAACAUCGCAUAUCGCUCAUUUGCUGCAAGACCGCCAUAAGUCAAAAAAAUCGAUUUUCCAGAAAACGCGUUUAAAGUUUUCAACUGACUACAACCUUACACGGUGACUCCAACCUUACACCUCUUCUCAAGCGGAGCAUAUAAGAGGUAUUCAUAUGAAUUUUUCACUCAACAUGAAGUAUGAUAUAACGAACAAUUCUGCAGCAUAAACUCAAAAAUCACGUUUUUUGAUUUAUGCCGGUCUUGCAGCAAAUGAGCGAUAUAUUGUAUGAAAGAUUAAACGGCACCGUUAACAAACUGAUUGGACCUUAUCAGUGUGGCUUUAGCUCUAGAAAAUGAACAACUGACCAGAUAUUCACCAAGCGCUAAAUCUUGAAAGAGACCCCUGAAAAGAGGAUCGACACAUAGCAUCUCUUCGUCGAUAUUAAAGCUGCUUUUGACAGCACGAACAGGUGAAACUAAUACUUCUGCGAAAAAUUAUGUUGAGCAAUACAAAAUUCCGAUAGAAUCAGGAAGCAUUUCUCCUAGCCGUUUGAAACCAAACUAGGUUGCAUACAAAGUGACACCCUAUCAUGCGACUUCCUCAUUCUACUCCUGGAGGAAAUAAUUUGAGCUGCAUAGCUGAAUACACAAGGUACAAUCUUCUACAAGAGUAUACAACUGCUGGCGUCCGCCGAUGACAGCAAAUGGGUUUGGGAGUGAACGAGGGCAAGACGAAAUAUCUCUCUUCAUCAAAGAAACAGUCGUGGCAUUAGUGACUUGGCUAAGAUAAUUUCGACUAUCUUGGAACCAAGAUUAACACCAACAAAAAUCCAACGCAUAAUAACUCUUGCCAACAGGUGCUACUUCGCACUGAUUAGGCAAAGUCCUCUCUCAACGAACAAAGACCAAACUCUCUAAGUCUCUCAUUAUUCCAGUACUGCUAUUUAGUGUAGAGGCAUGCACGAUGACAACAUCUGAUGAGUCAACGUUACGAGUUUUCGAGAAAAAGUUCUGCAGAAGAUUUAUGGCGAUUACCACAGUCGAUGGAACAAUGAGAUAUACGACAACAUUGACAUAGUCAGCGAAUUAAGAUACAACGGCUAUGCCGGCUAGGUCAUGUCGUCGGAAUGGAUGAAAACACUCCAACCCUGAGAGUAUGGAAUGCAGUACCCGCCAGGGAAAGCAGAGGAAGAGAAAGACCUGACUACACUUGAAAUCUCCAACUGACGCCAAAGAGCGAAAAGGAAGAACGACUGGCGCGCUGUUCCAAACUCGGCUAUAACCACGUAUGCGCUGUCUACCUCAAUAAAGUAGAAGAAGAAAAAGUAAAAUUUCGAAAGCUUGUGUUAUAAGCUAUGCUUUUUCUAAAGCAUUGAAAAAUUAUAUAUUUUCAAUAAUAUAACGACUAAGAAGUAUUAUAUACAUAAAUACAAGCUAUAUCAAAACAGUGAUCCAAAGAACCAAGCUUUGUUGGCCAAUACUUGGGUCAUGUACAAUUGCUUAGAAGUUACCGACACGCCGCCCAUAAUUUCGGCUUUAACCAUUUUUAAAAAUUAUCACUAAACGAGCCCCAAGUAACAAAACAAAUUUGAACAAUAGGAAGCGAGGAAGAAUAUCUCCAAUUUAUAACAUGAGGAACUUAAUUAACUCAACGACACGUCAUCUACAUACGUAAUUGAAUCAAUCCAAAAGACGGAUAUGUUUAAUAUUAGGUUGUCAAAAAAGUCUUGCAGCAUUUUCGCUAGUUGGCGCUGAAAGCGCGUAGUUCUAGUUUUAUGCGUCGCAUCGGGUCAUGCUAUACCUUUUUGGAAAGCUCAUUUCACGCGCUAACACGUGUUUGAUUGAUUGUCGUUUCUUU
Molecule: messenger RNA, 8892 nt
Organism: Bactrocera dorsalis (oriental fruit fly)
Lineage: Eukaryota; Metazoa; Arthropoda; Insecta; Diptera; Tephritidae
Gene: tey
Product: protein Teyrha-meyrha
Exons: 9
Coding region: 1153-3636 (827 amino acids)
Biological process (GO): protein ubiquitination
Molecular function (GO): ubiquitin protein ligase activity
Source: RefSeq, a predicted model, not a curated record